AUGUCGAAUACAAUUACUGAGAGUCAAUCGUCUAACAAUCAAAAUACAUCAUCAACAGAAAAUUCAAAACAACAAUUAAAUUCUAAUGAUGAUUAUACACAAAGACAAAUACAAAGUGCAUUUCAACCAUCAACUAAUGUUGAACAAGUAACUGAUCAACUUCAAACAUUAAAUGUAACACCAAAAGUAACUAUGCGAUCUGAUGCUCCACCAUUUACACCAGCAUCGGAAGCAACAAAAACAACAACAACAACAACAACAACAACAACAGAUGAUUCAGAAAUAAAAGUCAAAACAGAAUUUAUUUAUGAUUUAAAUAAAUAUAAAUAUGAUUAUUUCUUAUCUGAUCUUUCAUGUAAUUUUGAUCGUGACAAUGGUAAAUUUGGUGCACCAACUGGCAUAUGUGCUUUACCUGAUGAUCGUUUAUUAGUUGCAAAUUUUGAUCGUGAUUCUGUUUUACUUAUUGAUAUUAAAGGUGUUGUUCAUCAAAUAUUUAAAGAUUUACCAACGCCAAAAGCUGUUAUUUAUAAUUCAUCAGCAUCAUCACCACAAGCUGUUGUUGCAACAAGAAAAGAAGCAGCUAUUUUAGAUUUAACUACAAAUAAAGUUAUUACAAGAAGUAAAAUUCGAGGAUUUUAUCCAUGGAAUAUUCAAUAUGUUGAAGAACGACAGGUUUAUGCAGCUUGUGAUCCAUCCGGUGAACGUAUUGUCUUCCUUGAUAAUAAUCUUGCUGAAAUAGGUGUAUGGUCAUUUCAUGAUUCAACUCAAGAUCAUUUACUUCAAAAUCAACCACAACUUUAUCAAAAAGUUUAUCCAUAUGCUGCAUAUUUCUUACCAAAUGAUACAUCAUAUGUUUUAACUCAUCGUCAAGAUAAAUGUAAUCUUGAUGAAUAUGAUAAUACAAGUGCAGCAAAAAAAUCAGCAUAUAAUAUUCCUCAAUCAUUACAAUCAUAUUCAAUUUAUGUUGAUGAUGCAAAAAAAUGUUUAAUACCUGAUAAAUUAAAUCAUCGUUUGGUUUCAAUUGAUAAAGAUUCGAAAAUUGAAGAAUAUAAAUGUAAAUCAAUGCAAGAACCAUAUUCACUAACAUUUUUAUCGAAUGGUACAUUAUGUGUUACUGAUUGGAAUAAAUCACAUGGAACUAGUGGUGGAAUUUCAAUUAUUAGUGAAGUUAAUUUAAAAGAAAAACAGUAA
Messenger RNA from Rotaria sordida, 1191 nucleotides. The record is from the annotation of a GenBank genome assembly. Lineage: Eukaryota; Metazoa; Rotifera; Eurotatoria; Philodinida; Philodinidae.